This is a messenger RNA of Penicillium mononematosum, 369 nucleotides long. RefSeq names its product DUF1748 domain-containing protein. The transcript is spliced from 3 exons. Gene Ontology annotation, cellular component: cytoplasm. Bases 1 to 369 code for a protein of 122 amino acids. The record is from RefSeq and is a predicted model, not a curated record. NCBI's taxonomy places the organism in Eukaryota, Fungi, Ascomycota, Eurotiomycetes, Eurotiales, Aspergillaceae.
AUGUUCGGCCGUCUUACCCACUACGCAUUUGAUGCGCAGGCGUCAAGCGCUCUACAGGCCUCACGUAAAUACACCCUACCCCUCACGAUUCUCUUCUUCCAAGCUAUCACUUAUUCAGCUUGUUGCUCGUCAUGGGUGCUCUCGAUAUGCAUGGUAGAACUGUUGGCUAACUCUGUUACUCCCGCGCACCCCGCUCGUUGGGUCGUGUGUGCGUGGGACCUUGAUAGCCCCAGCCUCAAUUCAGACAAGAUCACAGAUAACAAAGACAUCAAGAAAUGGGUUGACAGUUACCUUGGUGUUGGCGAAUGGAUGAUGGACCAGUCAGUGGCCGUCAUGGGCUCGUCUUCCUGGUUCGAACGACGCCGGUGA